Messenger RNA from Malassezia vespertilionis, 453 nucleotides. RefSeq names its product DNA-directed RNA polymerases I, II, and III subunit RPABC3 (gene RPB8). Gene Ontology annotation, biological process: DNA-templated transcription. NCBI's taxonomy places the organism in Eukaryota, Fungi, Basidiomycota, Malasseziomycetes, Malasseziales, Malasseziaceae. The record is from RefSeq and is a predicted model, not a curated record. Gene Ontology annotation, cellular component: RNA polymerase II, core complex; RNA polymerase I complex; RNA polymerase III complex. The coding region runs from base 1 to 453 and encodes 150 amino acids. Gene Ontology annotation, molecular function: DNA-directed RNA polymerase activity. The transcript has 3 exons.
AUGAGCUCCAAUAACCUGUUCGACACGCAGUUUGUGGUCAAGGCGAUCGACCCGGACGGCAAGCGUUUUGAUCGCGUGUCGCGCAUUAUUGCCAACUCGCCGACCCUCGACAUGAACCUCUCGCUCGAUAUCAUGACCGAAGUUUACCCCGUGCACGUCGGCCAGCAGCUCACGUUUCAGCUGGUCAACUCGCUGCGCCGCGACAAAGGGGAUACCGAGGCAGACGCCGCUGCAGACCACGACGCAUGGCGCAACGACCAGGUCGGACGCAACGACCUCUCCAGCGACUUUGACUAUGUCAUGUAUGGCAAGGUAUUCAAGUAUGACGAGCGCAGCACCGAGCAGGUCACGGUGUAUGCCUCGUUUGGUGGCCUGCUGAUGGCGCUCACCGGCUCUUUCCGUCACCUGAGCAAGAUUACGGUCGGCGCAAACGUGUACCUUCUCGUGCGUUAG